AGUUUGGUAAACGUUUGAACUGCAUUACUCAACCUGUUGAGUUCAGAUGUGGAUAGCGCUAUUCCUGUAUACCAUAAAUUGUUAGUCUAUUACUGUCUUUUAAAAAAAGUCUGCCCUGCAUGCAUGUGUGAUGUGACGUAUUUUCGGAUAUCGAUAAAGUAUGUUCCUGGUUGGUCAACUGGCCGCAUUGGCCAAUCAGAAGCAUGCUUUGUAGUAUGCAAACUAUACGUAAUAAUAUGAAGUGACUUUUCCUAAGAUCUAAUUAGAAUCGGCAAUUUCUAUUGUUGGUAUCAUUGAACUGGCCGGCAUGAUGCUGCGGUCACCAGAAAAGAGCAUAGAAUCUUAUUACUGGAAACAUGCAGUGUUAUUUAAACAGGAGAAACCUUCUUGUUACUUGCAAUGAAAUAGAACCAAACUAUAGUCUAGAAUAUACUAAUUCUUGCCUUUGUUCAUAAACCAUUCUAUGCGUUUGAAUGUAUUUGGUAGGCAAAGUACCAUUUAUUAGUGUAAUCCUCUAUCAUGCCGAAACGAUAUCUACUUUGCCGAAACAACAUCUAUUUUUUCAUGGUGAAAUUUUUACCAAGAAGUAUACAGCUAGUUGAUAUGUUAAUGGCUGUAAAUUCCUGCAAUUAUACUGACGCAUUGGGCGUGAUUUUAAAGACACCGCAGGAAAUAUGAAUAAGUUCUUUGUUUUGUAGAUUACCCAGGGUAUAAUAAAUCUAAAUACGUAUGGAUUAACCAUGAAUAUAUUUCGUUGUAAGUACCCUUGGCAAAGUCAAGGCUUAACUUGUCGUUAAACUCUAUCUCAAUCUUUCUCAUUAAUCACAGGCCAAACGCUCUAUGAAGAUGCUUUAUCAAGCCAUGAAGAUGCUUUUCGUUUGUGUCCUGUGUUUACCGUUGUUGACGAAAUCACAGACAUUUCUUCCUACAAUAUUCUGGGAUCUAGAAUCACCAGCUCUUCAUCCCGCUUUCUGGUCAAAGGUUGUUAACGUUAAACUGUAUCAAACUCUGACUUUCGUGUGUCCAAAUAAUGACAUCAGUAUUGUCCCAUUUCGAACGUCAACUGAUGGGCGAUCAUAUUACAAUCUUUUUGUAAGAAAAAUCUUUCCUAAUGAGACGAAUUUGGAUUAUGAUACUUUUUGUGACCCGCAUCCUAACAAAUCCCACUACGUGUUCUCGUGCAACAAAACACGCAACACGCACAUUGAUUUCAGAAAGCUUGGUACGUCAAAAAGACUUGAAAUCAACACAAGACAUGCCAAUCCAGCAGAACCAACAUUCAACCGUGGGAUGGAUUACGUAUUCUUUUCUACAUCCAAUGGACUACAAAACUCUUUAAAGACAAACUCAACGAAAUGCACAAUGGUAUUUCGAAUUCGUGUCUGUAAAACUAAUGAGCCCUGUGCAUUACCCCGGUGUUCCACGUUUGGAAGAGAAGAAGUUUGUAUGCCAAGUCUGAGCAAUGAACCGCGGGAUUUACAAGUAACGAAUAGCACGCCAUCUUCGUUGGGUAUAUCCUGGCAACCAGCGCUGAACACAGACAGUUCCGUCGCGCAUUACGCUAUCUGCUAUCGUUCAAAGGCAUCAGAACCAUGUCGGACGAAGCUAGUGGAAAGCGAUGUAAAAUCCGUCAUCUUGGAAAAUCUAAAAGCUUCAACUGAAUACCUCGUGCGAGUGCGAGCAGUCACGUGCAAAGGACCUGGGAACUAUUCAAAGGAAAUAUCUUAUACGACUCCUGACGAUCCUGUCACUAGCGAGCCAAAAGAGGUCACACCAUCCAAUAUAACCACUACUUCUGUAAAGAUUAAUUGGAAAACUCCUGAUUUUAUUGUGGGCAAUGUGUCCUACUAUAGUGUAUGUGUCCGAGAGCUGGGAAUUCUGGGCAUGGCUUGUAAAAUAACGUUAGUUGAGCCCAAGACUCAGUCGGUAGUGAUCUACGAUCUUAUGGCCAACACAUCAUAUGGGAUACGUGUCCGGGCAGAUAAUUGCAGACCUGGAAACUACUCAAGAGAAUUAGCAAUAAUAACCCUGGAAGAAAGGCCGUUAGAGAAGUCUACUACAUCUAGUACUAUGUCUAUGAGUAGUACAACUAUGAUAACGUCUACAGCAGCAACAACAACAAAAACAACCGUGAAACCACAUACAGCACUGCGUCAAAAUGAUAGCAAUUGUCCGACAUUUCAUUCUCUGUCUGUGGGCAUCGGGAUUAUCAUCGGUGUGGUUGUUGCUCUCGUCGCGGUAGCAUUGUCAGCCGUCCUUUUGCAUUGCAGAGCUAAGCAAAAGAUGGAAAUAGGUCCUGUAGUAAAGAAUGCAUACAACAAUGGUUAUCGUUCCAGUGUUAGCGGAACAAACACGAUAGACCCCAAGAAGAGCGAUUCUACGAUGGAAUUGUACUCAAUUAAAUCAUCCUGAAAUCACCUAAUAGUGCGUAACGAUUGCGAUAAGAUAACUACGUUCUUAGGACAUCUUGUCUCCGCAUUGGGCGCAAUGCCCCGGGCACGAGGGUUCAAAUAAUGAAACGUACAGAACUUCGGCAUCUGAUUUUUUAUUUGUUUUGUUAAAUGCUUUCUUUCACGAAAUAGUCAGAGAUUAGCAAUCCUUGUUAUAGUUGCAUGCUUGAGUUCGAGUUUUGUAUAUGUAUAUAUAUUUAUAUAAAAACCGGAUUUUGGGCAUAUUUUCUGCUCAUACGAAACAAACAUUCCAAAAGUAGAAUCUCCACAAAAACAAGACUCGUACAACCUUGUGCAUUAUUGAAUUUCUCGCAAUAAAUGUUAAUUAUUAACCUCGAACCCCAACGCCCAUACUAUAGAGAGGGUAGGAUAUCCUGGUUCGAUUACCCACACGGUGAAUACCACCAUUUUAUUUUGUUUUUCCACUGUUUUCAUUGUAUAUUUGCUAGUUUAUUUCUGCUGUAUCAUGUCUGUUCCAUUACGGCACUUGAUCUUAAUUUAAUUUAAUGUAGUUUAAUGCGAUGCAAAACAAACUAAUCGUUUCUUAGACAAAUUACUCAAUGUCAUAUAGCAUCUCUCGUCAAACCAGUUUUUUGUUUCAUUUUUGUAUUUAU
Messenger RNA from Dendronephthya gigantea, 3064 nucleotides. RefSeq lists its product as uncharacterized. Lineage: Eukaryota; Metazoa; Cnidaria; Anthozoa; Malacalcyonacea; Nephtheidae. The record is from RefSeq and is a predicted model, not a curated record. Gene Ontology annotation, molecular function: protein binding. Gene Ontology annotation, cellular component: membrane. The transcript has 10 exons. Bases 841 to 2412 code for a protein of 523 amino acids.